GCUUAAUACGCUCGAAAAUCGAAACUCAUCAUCAAAGGGAACCUUUUUUUUUUCAUUCACCGGCCGUCGUGAAGCUUUAAUCAAUUAAGCUUAGAGUCAAAAGUGGAUUGAAAGUCGAGACUCCAGUCGACUUGUGAUAUAUUCAUCACUCAAUAUUCACCAAAAAAAUUCUUUGAUCUAUUUUUUAGUAUUUGGGAGAGUCUCUCGGCGACCCCUUCGCUUCAGAUUUCAACGGUUUCGGAAUAUAAUUUAACUGGCGGGUAACUUUUUCAACAGCCAACACUUUGCCAUUCGAUCGUUGUGGCAGACCUUCAGUCUUCUCAUCUCGUGGGAUUGGAUAACUAUGUUCGUAUGGCGAAUAGCAAUCACGAGGUCUUAAAUUCAGAGGAUAUAAUCGAAAUGGAUGAGCAGGAAACGAGAACACAUCAUUGUCCAAAAACAAUACAUCAAAAAGAAGCCUUUUAUUUUCAACAUGUAGAAAUAUUGGGCCAAGAAAACCGGCAAUAUCCCAUUCGAGUGGAUUCGAUACAUUCAAAUCUUUCUGUCAAGUCGGAAAAUUCCGAUGGAGAGAGUAUUCAUUCAACAAUAAGACAUUUUAAUGAAUCAGAGGAUGAUUCAGUCGAAAGUUCGAAACCAAGUCAUCACACUUAUCACGAUGGGAUUUUUUGGCGUUCGCCGAUUACGAUGGGUGGAAAUCUUUUAAUUGGAAUUCUUGCUAGUAUUUCUCAUCAUGUGUUUAAUACUUCCAUGGUAGGGAAGCAAGUUGGAGAUGAACUUUCGCAGCAAUGGACAUUGAGGUUAGUCAUUUUCUUUGGGCGAAAGGCUUCAGCAACUAGUUUUACUUUUCAAAUAGCAAUAGAUGAACUGAUACAAUAACAUAGAUAUGGAACAUCAUCUGCUUUUAUCUCACAAGUAUGUCUUGUCAGCUCUGUUGGUUUUGCUUACACUCAAUGGCUUUGGAAAUCUUUGUAUCACAAGGAUACCAAAGUCUCCAUUAAAUGCCUUGAUGCUGCUUUCGUUGCCGAUACAUCCGUUAUAUCAUUCUUCAAUAAAGAAAUGCUUUGGAAGCUUAAGCUUACCUCAUUACUUGCGACGGUUAUAAAGUUAGUUUAUUUCUUUUCGACAUGUCAAUGUUUGUAACUCGGCUCUUGUUCAUCGAAUUUCCAGAUGUUGAAUGGGACUGGGAGUAAAACUUUACAUCUCCCCUCCAGUGAAAACCUUAUAAUAAUGACCCUAUAGGACUCUACCAAUGGCUUCUAUACUCACUCCUGGCACACUGUUUGUUAUGCCCAGUACCAAAAUUGUCCGAACACAUGCCAAUGUCUCCUCUCUCGAUAUGUAUGGUUCCGACCAACCUUCAAGAUUUACAUAUUCUGUCCCAGUGAACUUGACGGAGAAUCUGCAAAACGAAAUAUUCCUUGGACCACGAACAAUUAUCACUCGUUUGUCCACUGCCACCGCAACUCAAGGCCAAAUCUUACCGAUAAGCGCACCACUUUUCAAUUCAAGUUAUGAGGUACAAUUUUACGGACCCAUUGUUAAAUGCAAAGAGGCUGAUGCAGCUACCGCCAAAAUCAUACAAAAUCUUCGAAACCAGUUUAUUGCAGGCUUUACAGCACCAAUCACGGAAGUCUCAAACUAUUACUACGCAUUCGUUCCUAACCUGAGUAAUUAUACCAAUAGUUCUCUACCCAAUAACGGCGUGACCGUUAUCCCUCAAAUGCGACUCGAACAACCUCAAAAUGCUUCAAAUGAACUCUGGAUGGGUUAUACACGUUAUGUCGAGUCAAAGUCAUUUCAAACCGAGGAUCAUUACACAGUCUGUUCACUCUACAACGCCUCUUAUAAUCUCAAUAUCACCCUCCAAGAAGGUACUCAGACCAUCACCAACAAAUCUCUCCAUGUCCUAAAUAUGGUACCUUACCCAGAUAUCAAAAGCCCAGCCUCCAAUAAUCUCAUGGUCCAACACGCAUACUCCGCCUACAUGUGGUCCCUUACUGAUCUCAUCGUCGGGUCAAUGGGUAUCUUCAAAGCUACUCCUUCUUAUCCAGGUCUUCCCAGUACAUAUUUUUCUGAAAUCACUAGUCAAAUUUCUCAUACAUCGUUACUUGGCAGUUCCGAUUUAGAUGCUUUUUUUGAGAGAAAAUCAACUAAUCCUAUGGGAAGUAAUAAUACCACAGCGGGAGAGCAAAGAACACAAGACAUCAACCUCUCCGGAAAUGCAACAUUGGAGACCUUGGUAGAGGAAUUAAGUUGGAAUAUCACAUGUAGUUUCAUGAAUAGUAAUUUAUUAUCGUACGUAUCCCCCAUCUCAGAUCCAUCUAUCAUAUCUAUCAAGCAAUAAACUAAAUAACCAAACCUCCCAGUCCCUAUCGCAACACCUCCAUCCUCUCCACAACAUCUAUAAAUAUCUACGCCUACCAUUCCUCCACCCUCCUCCUCUCCUACGGUCUCGCUAUCCUAGCUGCCCUCAUCGCAAAUGCUCUUGGUGCGUAUGCGUAUCAUAUUAAUGGUCGCUCACAUAAUAAAUCUUUCUCGGCUAUACUCGCCGCGACGAGAGACAAGGAGUUUGGACAUUUGUUACCUGGAAAAUUGAGAGGGAAGAUUCCCCUGCCGCAUUCGGUGUUAAGGACUCAGUUGAGGUUUGUGGAUUUGGAUGGUGGGGGCGUGGAUGAACAGGGUAUGGCGCAUGGGAAGGAUAGGGGUGGGAGGGAGUUUCGGAUUGUGGGGUGGAGAAGGUGAUGUGGGAGGAAGGGGCUGGGGAAGGAGGAGGGAAUGCUUGGGGAGGGUCAGAAGGAAAGGGAAGAGGGGUGGGGUGUUUAGGAUUUGAAGAUUGUCGGUUUUUAGUCUAGUCGCUAACCGAUUGGGAGGAGAAAUGAUGGUGAUAUUUUCAUGUCUAUUUAGCGUGGAGUUUAGGGGUUAUGAGUUUUGUAUUUCGGGGGUUGGAGAUACAUAUACAGGCACUUUUUACGGAGUAUGUGGGCGGGGUAUACCAUUUAUAUACAUAUGAAUAUUGGAUGGAGUUUGGGGUUGAUUCUUUAUUUUGUGGGGGGAGUGGUGAUAUUGCUAGAUUGAGUUGAUUUUAUUGGAUCUUGAUUAGAUUUUGAUAUCCCCUGUGGUUAUAUCAUCCGCUUUGUAGUAUUUCAAUUCAUC
Messenger RNA from Sclerotinia trifoliorum, 3153 nucleotides. Lineage: Eukaryota; Fungi; Ascomycota; Leotiomycetes; Helotiales; Sclerotiniaceae. The record is from the annotation of a GenBank genome assembly.